This is a messenger RNA of Hevea brasiliensis (rubber tree), 4730 nucleotides long. RefSeq lists its product as uncharacterized. Gene Ontology annotation, cellular component: cytoplasm. Lineage: Eukaryota; Viridiplantae; Streptophyta; Magnoliopsida; Malpighiales; Euphorbiaceae. Bases 207 to 4241 code for a protein of 1344 amino acids. The record is from RefSeq and is a predicted model, not a curated record. The transcript is spliced from 20 exons. Gene Ontology annotation, molecular function: protein binding.
CAAACAGAGCCUAAAUUCGCAGUACAAAGAGAGAGGAGCUGGAGCUCGCUUGCCUGGAAACAGAGGUUGGUAGGAACUCAGCAAAUGCCAAUCCACUCAAUGCCAAGCCAUACCCAUACCCUCUCUCCCACUAUUUCCAACCGCCGCGUAGGCACCUGAACGCAGAUCAAUAACCCACACACACACGCAUUUCUAUCUCUAACGCUAUGUCCCUUCCCAGAACUCCGUCACACACGACGGAGUCCACCUGGGACUGCAUGCUCCCUGGCCCGCCAUCACGCAACAAUUUUGGUUCCAUCGACCUUUCCUCCUCUGGUCUCCUCGCCUUUCCCUCCGGAUCCUCCAUUUCAGUCGUCGAUUCCCGUUCCCUCCAGCUUAUUUCCACGAUUCCUCUGCCUCCUCCUUCAUCUCCUUCUUCCAAUUCCUCUUCUUCUUUAUCUCCAUUCAUCACUUCCAUUCGCUGGACUCCUCUUCCCCUCCAUCGUGACCUCCUCUCCACCGAGCCCUCCUCUCAUCUCCUCCUCGCUGCCGCUGACCGUCAUGGCCGCAUUGCCCUCCUUGAUUUUCGUCUCAAGUCUGUUCUCCUCUGGUUCGACCAGGAUCCUAACCCGAAAUGUGGCAUCCAGGACCUUUGCUGGGUACUCUCCCGCCCCGAUUCAUAUAUCCUAGCUUCCAUCGCUGGUCCUUCCUCUCUCUCCCUUUACAGCAUCACUUCUUCUGCUCGAUGUUUCUUCAAAUACGAUGCGUCGCCGGAGUUCCUCUCGUGUAUCCGUCGCGAUCCGUUCGAUUCCCGCCAUUUUUGUGUGCUCGGACUCAAAGGCUUUCUGCUAUCCAUUAAGGUGCUUGGAGAAACAGAGGAUGAGGUUGCGAUAAAGGAGCUUCACAUUCCAGCGGAUUGCAGUGAAUUGGUGCGGCUAGAGAGGGAUGCAGCAGGUGGAUCCUCUUCUUCGGCGCCAGCGUCGGCAGUGUACCCUCUCUACUGCGUGAAAUUCGCGUUUUCGCCGCAGUGGAGGCACAUUAUCUUUGUGACUUUUCCCAGAGAGUUGGUGGUGUUCGAUUUGCAGUACGAGACGGCCCUUUUUAGCACGGCAUUGCCACGAGGGUGUGGGAAGUUUCUGGAUGUGUUACCGGAUCCAAAUAAUGAGCUGCUGUAUUGUGCUCACCUUGAUGGGAGGCUCAGCAUAUGGCGUCGUAAAGAAGGAGAGCAGGUGCAUGUAAUGUGUACGAUGGAGGAGAUGAUGCCCUCAAUUGGCUCAUCUGUCCCUUCUCCUUCGGUUCUAGCUGUCACCAUCUGCCAAUCAGAGUCCACACUCCAAAAUGUUGCCAAGUUAUAUUCUGAUGCACCUAAUGCACCUUUAGCUGAUAUGGAUUUUGAUAAUCCCUUUGAUUUCUGUGAUGACACUCUUCUUCUUUCCAAGACACAUGUGAUAUCCAUUUCUGAUGAUGGAAAAAUAUGGAACUGGCUCUUGACUGCUGAAGGGAUUGGAGACACCCAAAAGGAUGUUACAGACUUGGGUAUAGGUUCUGAUUCCCGUGAAGUGCCAGUUUUGGGGGCCAAUGGUAAUGGCUUAGCUUCUGCUGAUGGACUUACUUCUGAAGCAAGCAAGCAACAAGAGAAUAUGGGUGUCAAUAAAAGCCGUCCAUCGUCUAUUCUCAGCCAGGCAAGCAUAUCCUGCAAGAUCAGCCUAGUUGGACAGCUGCAGCUUCUUUCUUCAACAGUAACUAUGCUGGCUGUGCCCUCCCCUUCUUUGACAGCUACUUUGGCACGUGGAGGAAAUUAUCCUGCUGUAGCUGUUCCCCUGGUUGCUUUGGGAACUCAGAGCGGAACAGUUGACAUCGUUGAUGUUUCUGCCAAUGCUGUUGCUGCAAGUUUCUCAGUUCAUAAUGGUACAGUUAGAGGAUUACGAUGGCUUGGAAAUUCUAGACUGGUUUCAUUUUCUUACAAUCAGGUGAAUGAAAAAACUGGAGGUUACAUUAAUAAGCUUGUUGUGACCUGUCUUAGAAGUGGCCUUAACAGACCAUUUCGGGUUUUACAAAAGCCAGAGCGUGCACCCAUUAGAGCUUUGAGGACUUCUUCAUCUGGAAGGUAUCUUCUUAUUUUGUUUCGUGAUGCUCCUGUGGAGGUUUGGGCAAUGACAAAAAGUCCCAUUAUGCUUAGAUCAUUAGCUCUUCCAUUCACGGUAUUGGAAUGGACUCUUCCAACAGUUCCACGGACAGUUCAAAAUGGUCCUUCUAGGCAAUUUUCAUGGUCGUCAAAAGAUCAGCAACCAGUAGAUUCAGAUGCAGCAUCUACCCCAAAGGCUGCCUCAUCAGAAUCUACGGCAGCUAGCUCAGAUGCUUCUCAGGAUGACACAGCAGAAAGCUUUGCAUUUGCACUAGUAAAUGGUGCACUUGGAGUUUUUGAGGUUCAUGGGCGGAGGAUCCGGGACUUCAGACCAAAAUGGCCCUCUUCUUCAUUUGUUUCAUCUGAUGGAUUGAUCACAGCCAUGGCCUACCGCUUACCUCAUGUUGUUAUGGGAGACAGGUCAGGGAACAUACGAUGGUGGGAUGUAACGACUGGGCAUUCUUCAUCUUUUAACACUCAUAGGGAAGGAAUCAGGAGAAUCAAAUUCUCACCCAUUGUCCCUGGAGACCGUAGCCGAGGACGUAUUGCAGUGCUUUUUUAUGAUAAUACCUUUUCUGUAUUUGACCUUGAUUCACAGGAUCCAUUAGCCAAUUCUCUUUUGCAACCUCAAUUUCCUGGAACCCUUGUAUUGGAACUUGAUUGGCUGCCUUUGCGGAGUGACAAAAAUGACCCUCUGGUGUUAUGCAUUGCUGGAGCUGAUAGCAGCUUCCGCCUUGUUGAAGUUAACAUAAAUGACAAAAAGCCUGGAUAUGGAUUGCAGCCUCGGGCUACUAAAGAAAGAUUCAGGCCUAUGCCAAUAUGCUCUCCGAUACUGUUCCCUACACCACAUGCGCUGGCAUUGCGGAUGAUUUUGCAACUGGGCGUCAAGCCCUCUUGGUUUAACACUUGCGGAACAGCUAUUGAUAAGAGGCCUCAUUCCAUUCCUGGAACUGCUUCACCUGCAGCAGAUCUACGCAGCUACAUGAUUGAUUUACCUGCUGUUGGUGAUUCUGUAGUGCCAGAAAUGCUCCUUAAAGUAUUAGAGCCUUAUCGAAAAGAAGGAUGCAUACUUGAUGAUGAGAGAGCAAGAUUAUAUGCUACCAUAGUCAACAAAGGUUGUGCUGUGAGGUUUGCCUUUGCAGCUGCUAUUUUUGGUGAAACUUCGGAAGCUCUUUUCUGGUUGCAAUUGCCUCAUGCCCUAAAACAUUUGAUAAAUAAGUUGGUAAAUAAGUCUCCACAGAAAGUACCCAUCUCAGCUUCAAUGCCGGAGAUUGAUGGCACGGCUAUGUUGAACAGAAUUGCAUCAAAGGGGAAAUCAGUAACUGGUACUGAGAACAGGGAUUUAUUGAGCAGUGGUCAACUUAGAUUGAUGGCUUUCCAGCAAGAAGAGUUAUGGGAGAGUGCUAAUGAGCGCAUUCCUUGGCAUGAGAAACUGGAGGGAGAAGAGGCUAUUCAAAACCAUGUGCAUGAGCUUGUAUCAGUUGGGAAUUUGGAAGCAGCAGUUAGUUUGUUGCUUUCCACCUCUCCAGAUAGUUCUUAUUUCUAUGCAAAUGCUCUACGUGCGGUUGCUCUUUCUUCUGCUGUGUCAAGAUCUCUUCAUGAGCUUGCAGUUAAGGUUGUUGCAGCUAACAUGGUCAGGACUGACAGAUCAUUGUCUGGUACUCAUCUUCUUUGUGCUGUUGGAAGGUAUCAAGAAGCUUGUUCUCAGCUGCAAGAUGCUGGAUGCUGGACAGAUGCUGCAACUUUAGCUGCUACACACUUGAAGGGAUCUGAUUAUGCAAGGGUCUUGCAAAGAUGGGCUGAACAUGUUCUUCGUUCUGAAUACAACAUCUGGAGGGCUCUAAUUUUGUUUGUUGCGGCUGGUGCAUUGCAAGAGGCCCUUGCAGCACUUCGUGAAGCACAGCAACCUGAUACAGCUGCCAUGUUUAUACUUGCUUGCCGAGAAAUCCAUGGAGAAAUUAUUGGUCAUUUAAGAAAUUCAGAUGAUGAAUCAGGGUCUUCAGACAAUAAUGUUCUAUUUAACUUGCCUGGGUUGAACCCAGAGAAUGAAGAUGUUAUUGCAGUUGGUGAAUAUUUUGGGCAGUAUCAAAGAAAAUUGGUGCAUCUAUGCAUGGACGCACAGCCAUUUUCUGAUUAAUUGACCAAGCAUGUUAGAUUUUUUUUUUUUUUCUUUUAAUUGUAGUUUCUCAUCUUGUAUUGAUUAGUAGUGGCUAUUUCAAAAAAAGGAAGCUCAUGGCCAGUCAAUAGAUUGGAUUCAGAUCAUAACACCAAAGACCAGAUUCAAUUGUAAAAGUUAGCUCUACAUCCCGGUUGAAGUUUGGUGAGAGGACAAGAAGAGACGGAUGAAAAGGUUUUUCUGCUUAGAUCUCUACUCAGAAUGGCUUGUGGUAAAGUUGUUGACUUCUCUACUCCAUUUUCGGCAACUCAGAUAAGGGGGAAAAAAAAGAAGAGAUUUUUCAGUGGUACAAAGUGACAUUAUUAACUCAUUUUUUUUAUAAUCUUUAGAACAUUAGUUUGUAUCGUUUCAAAAGAAAUUCGUUUAUCUUGUAUACGUGAAAACAACAAUACGAAAGAUGUUAAUGAUUUUCAAGUGUACAAUAAUUAUGAUGUGUUCUCUGAUUGUUUA